UCAAUACAUAAUACGAUUGUAUCACCAUGUAUAUCCAAUAUGACUCCUCAUUUAGAUAGUGACCUUAAUAUUUAGUUAUCCUAAGGAUAGUUCUUCCACAUCACCACGCUCCUAACAUAAGAGAUAAGAAAAAAUUUUGACAGAAAAAAUUUCAAAAUGGCAUGAUUUUGUUUAGAUUUCCGUGGCUUGACUGGGUAGAAGCAUACGUAUUCAAGUUGGGUAUAAUUGUCAUAUACCCUGGAUAAGGUAACAACAAACAAGGACGAGGAUAAGGCUCAGACAGCCGCCCAAGAACCGUCUGAAAUGCCGAGGUUCCGAGUUCCUGUUUUCAUAUCCAAAUUUAAUGUUGUGGUGCGUAUCGCACUGAAGUUAGUGGUGAAAUUCUGGCAAAUGUGCACGACUGGGAUGCUCAUACUACUGCUGCUUUAUUGGCUGUAUGGCAGCCUUGUGGCAUUUGGUUUACUCUGGGCUGCAAUGAUAGGACUUGCUUACAAUGCCCAAGACAUGUUGCUAUACUAUCCUGAUCAGCCCUCCUCUUCAAGGUUCUUUGUUGAGUCACCUUCCACAUUCGGGUUACCAUAUGAGAACCUGUUUGUAAGAGCUAAGGAUGGUGUUCUCUUGAACUUGUUGUUAAUUAAACAACCAGGACCAGAGAUUAUGAAAAAAGCACCAACAUUUGUUUAUCUCCAUGGUAAUGCAGGAAAUGUUGGCCACAGGUUAUACAAUAGUCAUGGCUUACACAGAAAUGUCAGGGUGAAUAUACUGCUGGUUGAAUAUAGAGGUUAUGGCAAGAGUGGGGGAGUGCCAAGUGAAUCAGGUCUAAGCUUUGAUGCUGAAUGUGCAAUAGACUACUUGUACUCAAGGAGUGACAUAGACCAUAGCAACAUCAUACUGUUUGGACGGUCUCUAGGUGGUGCUGUAGCUAUAUCUUCUGCUGUGCAUCCAACAUACUCUAAUAAACUUCGGGCAAUAAUUGUUGAGAAUACAUUCACAUCUCUGCCAGAUAUUGCACGAUAUAUAUUUGAUUUUAAGUUAUUAAAAGCAAUACCUGUGUGGAUGUAUAAAAAUAAGUAUCCAUCAAGAGAGAGGGUGAAACAAAUGGAGCUACCAAUGCUGUUUAUCUCAGGUCUUUCAGACAAUCUUAUCCCUCCAUAUAUGAUGCAAGAUCUAUUUGAGCACUGUCAUUCACUGGUGAAGCAGAUGGCCAGGUUUGAGGCUGGUACUCACAAUGAAACCUGGCAAUGUGAAGGAUAUUACAAAAGCAUUCACACAUUUCUCAAUCAGGUAUGUAGUCACUCUGGUACCAAAGAUGCCUUAAGAACCAAUAUAGAACCAACAGGAACAUAUAUCUCAAUGGAACAUAUAUAACAUGCAUUAAUUUAAGGAUCAUAAUCAAGUGUACAGAGAGGUGAUAUCUCAAGACUGUCCAUAUUGCUACCUGAAGCAAUGGAUGACGAUGUGGCACAAUGUGAUAUAAUUAUGCUCUCUGGAACUCUGACAGGCUCUAAUUCAAGGAGCGGAUUUCUUUUUUGCUUUGGUCCGUACAUGUUGAUUGACUAGACUGUGACUAGACUAGACCUACAUGAUUCUUCUUGUUACAAAUGUUAAAAUUGAUGAUUAUAUGCUACAUUUUGUCAAAACUUAAAAAUUCGAGAAGGUUGAAAAACCAAAAGUGUACAUGUUUUUACAGGGCAAAGUCAUAACAUAAACAAACAUUUGCAUUCAUGUUUGAAAUUU
Owenia fusiformis is the source of this 1737-nucleotide messenger RNA. The record is from the annotation of a GenBank genome assembly. NCBI's taxonomy places the organism in Eukaryota, Metazoa, Annelida, Polychaeta, Sabellida, Oweniidae.